UCCGGCUCUGCUGCCUUCCCCCAAAUCCAAUUACACCGCCGGCCCGGCCAUCCAUCCGUCCGUCUCCUCCCCUUCCUUCCUUCCUUCCUCUUUAAAGCUGCGAGCUUUCCGUUCCCAUCUCAAUCACCGGCGGCCGAUUUCAUCCACCCCAACUCCGGCCGCCGUGUGCGCCGUAGCGGUAGCUAGAUCGAGGAGGAGGAGGAAUUGGAGGGAGGAUGGGGCGCGGGAAGGUGCAGCUGAAGAGGAUAGAGAACAAGAUAAACCGGCAGGUGACCUUCAGCAAGCGCCGGAAUGGGCUCCUCAAGAAGGCGCACGAGAUCUCCGUCCUCUGCGACGCCGAGGUCGCCGUCGUCGUCUUCUCCCCCAAGGGCAAGCUCUACGAGUACGCCACCGACUCCAGCAUGGACAAGAUUCUUGAACGUUACGAGCGCUACUCGUAUGCUGAAAAGGCUCUUAUUUCAGCUGAAUCUGAAAGCGAGGGAAACUGGUGCCACGAAUACAGGAAACUGAAGGCCAAGAUUGAGACGAUACAAAAAUGUCACAAGCACCUCAUGGGAGAGGAUCUUGAUUCUCUGAACCUCAAAGAGCUCCAACAGCUUGAGCAGCAGCUGGAGAGUUCAUUGAAGCACAUCAGAUCAAGAAAGAGCCAUCUUAUGAUGGAAUCCAUUUCUGAGCUACAAAAGAAGGAGAGGUCACUGCAGGAGGAGAACAAGGCUCUACAGAAGGAGCUGGUGGAGAGGCAGAAGGCAGCCAGCAGGCAGCAACAGCAGCAGCAGCAGCAGCAGCAAGUGCAGUGGGAACAGCACGCCCACACCCAAGCCCAAGCCCAUGCUCAAGCUCAAGCCCAAACCCAAGCCCAAGCCCAGACCAGCUCAUCAUCUUCCUCCUUCAUGAUGAGGGAUCAUCAGCAGGCACGUGUCCCUCAACAGAACAUCUGCUAUCCGCCGGCGACAAUGGGCGGGGAGUCGUCGUCGGUGGCAGCGCCAGGGCAGGGUCAGAUUCGCAUCGGAGGGCUGCCGCCAUGGAUGCUGAGCCACCUCAACGCUUGAUCGAUCGAUGAGGUGUAUCGAAGAGGGAUCGAUUGCCAAAGCAGCUAUCUGCAAGUGCAUUAGUCACACACUCUAGCAAAUUAAGCUGCAAUUAAUGAUUAUGUUUGCUUUUGCCCCACCUCCCUACCCUUAUAUAUAUGAUUUGCAAGAAAAAGAUGAGCAGAUAUAUAUCAAUCGAUCAGGGACAUGCUGGUGUACGUAGCUGUAUAAUUUUGUUGCAAUGUUCAGCAGUACACUUACCGAGAUUGAUAUGAUGAUGCAAAAAACAUGCAUGCAUGAAUUAGUAUCCAUGUAUGCAACCAGUUAUCUUAAGCAUGGUGUGGCUAGCUUGGUUUAAUUAUGGAAAAGCUAGGAUAUUCAUGCAUGAUAAUGUGUAUAUAUAAUAUUUUUAUAUUUUAUUAGAAAACAAAUGGGUAAGUGAA
Molecule: messenger RNA, 1471 nt
Organism: Brachypodium distachyon (stiff brome)
Lineage: Eukaryota; Viridiplantae; Streptophyta; Magnoliopsida; Poales; Poaceae
Product: MADS-box transcription factor 15-like
Exons: 8
Coding region: 216-1049 (277 amino acids)
Biological process (GO): positive regulation of transcription by RNA polymerase II
Cellular component (GO): nucleus
Molecular function (GO): DNA-binding transcription factor activity, RNA polymerase II-specific; RNA polymerase II cis-regulatory region sequence-specific DNA binding; protein dimerization activity
Source: RefSeq, a predicted model, not a curated record